AUGGAAAGCUCAGAUUCCGACGAUGAAGAAGACAGCGUUUCGGUCCGACGCAGAGAUCAGAAAGACAGAAAAGCUCGAGAAGAUGAUUACUACAGAUUCGUAAGUGAUCUGAGUGAAGAAGAUUACAUACUUAUGAGGGACAACAAUUUGCUCGGCCCCCUAGGUGAAAGUACAGAAGAAGAGUUGUUGCAGAGACUGCAAUUAAUGAAAGAAAACCUACGACAAAACUCAGAUGAAAAUCCAGAGAGACAUGCUUCAGAUGAUACAUCCAGUGAUGACUCUGUACUAGACUGCCUUACUACUUCCGGACAAACUGAAAAUGUGACAAGUGAGCAAAAAGAAUAUCCGUCUUGGGGAGAAGACAGCCAAAGUAGUGCUAAUAGUGAUGAGCUCAGAUUUGGCUUAGAAAGAAAUCUUGACUGGGAUGAUGAAAACUCAAAUCCAGAGGAUGAAUGUGUAGCAUCUGCAAAACUUCCCAGGAGAGAAGAUACGGAAGACAGCCAAAGACAACUGGAAAAUCCACAGUCUGAGCCACUAUUUACAACACCAUCUGCAUCAGAACAAGAUACAAUGGAAACAUUAAUGGAAGUCCCACUGACUAGAAGUCAGAGAAGACUAAGAAGUAGGAGCCCAGUCUAUCGCAGAACCAGAGCAAGGACUGACAGUUGGUCACCUCCACAUUCACGGUGGGAAUAUUUUCCAAGUACUAAUGAAGAUAUACCAUCUCAGACUUUUAAAGAACCUCCCAUAUGUGAGAAUGAGACAUUUUCUAGAACUGGGCAUGAAGAAACAUUGAGACAGCAAAUGCCUCGACAUGAGUUGCAAACUAGGGAUCUUACUGAAACUUCUACAACUAGGAAUGCUGCAGAUGAAGAAUGUGAUUCAGAUACAACAUGCAGUAGUGAAUCUUGGGAAGUGAUGGAAACAAAUCUAACCACACCCUUCAAUCUUGAAGUAGAACGAGUUCAUUGUCCAGCAUGUUCUCUGAUAGACAGCAGAAUUAGUAGAACUCAGUUAACAUCUGACUCCCUGAACAUCACUACCACUUCAGAAAGUGAGGAAGAAGUACUUCAGCCUAUGCUUUCAUAUUCUGAUGAGGGCAAUGAGAGUGCUUCUGUCAAUACCAUCAGAAAUCCCGUUCAUAGAAUUUUAAAUAUAACAACUGUUUCAUUUCCGAGUAUAUCAUGGCAGACAAUGAUAGGAUUUAGUUACUCAAGUAAUCUUAUGGACAGUGACAGUAAUUUAGAGCAUAGUGUCUCACCUCCAAGUGAAUACAUAGAAAGGGCAGAAUCACCAAAUGAAAGACAUGGACCCAGUGGUAGUGAUAGUCGACCUGGUUCUGCUUCAAAUGCUAGAUAUAAUCCUGAUUUAAGUUUAAUAGUGAUCUCAGACUCAAGCCCCUAUUCAAUUUCUAGUUCUGCAUCCAGUCCUAUCUUAAUUUCUAGCUCAAAUGAUGAAGAUUCAGAAACUAGCUCUCUGAUCUUGGUAGAGAAUGAAGAAAGAAUCUUAUCAAUAGGCUUAUCAGAGACUGGGCAAGAACAUGGACGAAUGUCCCCAAUAAUACUUGACGAUAGUGACUCUGGGUCCUCCAUUAGCCUGGAUGAGUUUCUCUUAUUAAAUGAAGCAGACCCACACCAAACUACAGGCCUUACAACAACACAGAUUGAAAACUUGCCUUUAAGAUAUUUUGCAGAGAAUGAUUCACAUGAAGUGUGUACCAUUUGCAUCACAGAAUACACCGCAGGCAACAUGCUACGCAUCCUUCCAUGUUCCCAUGAAUACCAUUGUGCCUGCAUCGAUCGAUGGCUGGAAGAACAUUCGAACUGCCCUAUUUGUCGUGGGCCAGUUGUGGAUCCACCUGAGGCAGAUAAUUCUAUGUGA
Cervus elaphus (red deer) is the source of this 1881-nucleotide messenger RNA. Its product is annotated as E3 ubiquitin-protein ligase RLIM-like. Gene Ontology annotation, molecular function: ubiquitin protein ligase activity. The coding region runs from base 1 to 1881 and encodes 626 amino acids. The transcript is spliced from 2 exons. Lineage: Eukaryota; Metazoa; Chordata; Mammalia; Artiodactyla; Cervidae. Gene Ontology annotation, biological process: protein ubiquitination; ubiquitin-dependent protein catabolic process; random inactivation of X chromosome. The record is from RefSeq and is a predicted model, not a curated record. Gene Ontology annotation, cellular component: cytoplasm; nucleoplasm.